GAGCUCAGUCAGUGAAUUCACACCGGUGAGUGAGGGUGUGCGUGAGUGAGUUGCCGUACUAGUGAUGUUUAGGUCAUGGGCUGGUAGUGGAAUAUAAAUCAUCAUGGGUCUCAUGCCUCUGGAGUUUAAGGACUGUCUCACGGACAGUCCUUACUUCCGGGAGAAGCUGCACACGCACGAGAAGGAGCUGGACCAGACUAAUGCGGCCAUCAAGGCGCUCAUCAAGGAGGUGAAGGAGCUCUACCAGGCCGCCAGAAAUCUGUCGCGCGCCAAGAGGAACCUGAGUAACAAUCUGGUACGCUUUCGGUUUGAGUGUAUCGGCAACAGUCAGACGGACGACGAGAUUGUGAUCGGCGGAUCCCUGCGAGAGUUUGCCAAGAUUAUCGACCUGGUGGAGGACGAGAGGGAGCGUAUGCUGGAACGUUCCUACGACCAAAUCAUUCGGCCGCUGGAGGCGUUCCGCAAAGUGGCCAUCGGCGGCGCCAAGGAAGGCAGGAAGAAGUUUGAGAAGCAGACUCAGAAAUUUUGUCAAUCCCAGGAACGCUACCUCAACCUGUCCACCAAGAAGGAUGACCAGGUGCUGCAAGAGGCUGAUGCAUCCGUGGAAAUGGAACAGCGGCAUUUUGUCCACGCCUCACUCGAUUACGUCUUUCUGCUGCAGGAGGUUCAGGAGAGAAAGAAGUUUGAGUUUGUUGAGACGUUGCUGAGUUACAUGUACAGCUGGCUGACCUUCUACCACCAGGGCCACGAGGUGUUCAGCGACUGCAAUCCCUACAUGCGUGACCUCCAAGUCAGAGUGCAGAGGACCCGGGAGAACUUUGAGGCCACGCGGGCAGAAUCAGUACAGCUGAAGAACAAGAUGCUGGAGGUGCGUAAGACGAAGUCAGUGGAUCCCGGCAACAUGGACAAGAUGUACACUAGACAAGGCUACCUCUUCCUCAUGGAAAAGAAGGCAUUUGGCACCACCUGGACCAAGCACUAUUGCCUCUAUCAGAAAGAGAACAGAGUCUUCACCAUGAUCCCAUACAACCAGAUCCAGCACAAGAUUACCUCAACGGAGACUAUUGUGCUUCGCUCCUGUGUGCGACGAAUGUCCGACAGCAUAGACAAGAGAUUCUGCUUUGACCUGACAGCGCAGGACCGGCCGGGAGUGCAGUACACUCUGCAGGCGCUGUCUGAGGAUGACCGCAAGCUGUGGAUGGAUGCCAUGGACGGGAAGGAGCCGAUGUAUGCACACCCCACGGGAGCACCAGGAGCACAGGAGGAGACUUCUCUGGAUGAGGCCGGCCAGAACUUCACCUCCAGAGCAAUAGCCAUGCUGGAGAGCAGAGGGUUGGAAGACCAGGGUCUGUACCGGUUGGUUGGGGUGUCCAGCAAGGUGACCAAGCUUCUCCAGUUGGGUCUUGACCGUCGGAAAGCAGAUAAGCUAAUGCUGGACGACACCGCUGAAUGGGAAGUCAAGACCAUCACCUCAGCCAUCAAGCAGUACUUCCGCAACCUGCCUGAGCCACUCAUGACCUACAAGCUGCACAGUGCCUUCAUUGCUGCUGCCAAGCAAGACCAGCUCUUCCGCCGCGUCCACGAGAUCCACAGUCUGGUCCACAAGCUACCAAAGACAAACUUCAUGGUUCUCAAGAUCCUCAUUCAGCAUCUGGUGAAUGUGGCCAGCAAGAGUGAGAAGAAUUUGAUGACCGUGAGCAACCUUGGGGUGUGCUUCGGCCCAACACUGCUGCGGCCGGAGGAGGAGACUGUUGCUGCCAUUAUGGACAUCAAAUUCUGUAAUAUUGUGGUGGAGAUCCUCAUUGAACACUUUGAGAAGAUCUUUGGCACCCAGCCGGAGUCAUCUUCAGAAGGGAGCAGGAAUUUGGAGGGUGUAGGCUCUCACGCCACCAGCUCCACCACCACCACCACCACUGUCAGCAGACAGACACAGCAGAAGACUUCCUCAUCCCCAUCCUCCACUCGGUCUUCCCACAACCAUCACACCUCCUCAUCCACAUGCUCUUCCACCAUCACCACCACCAAUGCCAGCCAAAGCUCCAAGCAUCCGCCAGUCAUACAGAAGGUUGUGACAUCCUUCACCACCAGUGAGCCACAAACAGUGCAUUUUGGCAUGCCCUCUAACCAGCCAGGCCACUUACAACGCUCAGAUGCCAUGUCCCAACUGAAGACACAGACCACACCUUCCUCUGGAGGAUACAACAACCUAUCUGUCCCUCCCCCUCCCUCAGCCACUCACCACUGGAACAACAACAACUCUGCAUCUAGUCUUGCCUCAGGGCACAACCUCCAUGCAUCCCUGGUGUCACUUGGUUCAUCUGUGGGCAGCUCCAUAGCCUUGGGUAGCUCAUAUGACACUGUCCCAAGCCGGCCAGCACGACCCCCAGCUCCCUCCAAUGGUCAGUCCAGAUCCAUGGGGGGUGGUGCCCUCUCCUUUGUCAACCCCCUGUCUGCAGACCGGAAUGAUGGUGUCCAGAGCACAAGCAGCUCCAGUGAGUCCCUGUCUUCCCGGUCGUCCCGGGAACUGCCCCAGCCACUCCCCAGCUCCCUCUCCUCCUCCCCGCAGACAAGUAAGAGGCUCCACCACAGUGGUGCGCCCCCCAAGCUGGGAGCUAAUGGCCCUCAUCGCGACUACCGUGUGCAGCAGACAAACCAUUAUGCGUAUAACAGCACUUGGUAUGUUUCCCUUCCAGAUGUGAGACUGGGAGCAGCAUACCCGCCCACCUACCGCCAGCACAUAGAGACCCUGUACAAGAGGCAGUCUCUGGAGUUCCUCUACUCAUCAAUGAACUCCAUCACAGGGUCACAGUCCACCCUCCUGCCACCCACCAGCUCCUCACCACCACCACCUUCCUCCAUACCCACCUCCAAUGGAACCAUCAGUUUUCAACCCAGACGAGUAAGAACCUUGUAUGCAUGUGUCGGGGAGAACGAGUCUGAACUUUCCUUUGAGCCAAACCAAGUCCUGACCAACGUUCGGCCAUCACAGGAGCCAGGUUGGCUAGUGGGCACACUAAAUGGCAGGACAGGCCUCGUACCGGAGAAUUACGUGGAAGAUAUUGAAGACAAGCCUCCACCGUCACGCCUCUUGUCCCAACGCAACACAGAUGUUUAGCAGGGCCUUCCCAGGAGGCAUGUAUGUGAGUGGUCUUCUGUGGGACACCUGACACUCCUGCACAAACAAAAGCCACACAAAGGAGGCUAUAUGGGCAUACAUAUUCCUGUUGGGGUGUGACAAAUGUUGCCCUCACAGUGAUGCAAUUAUCUAUGAGCCUUAAACAGCUCCCAGGAAGAAUGCUGCCACCCUGUUUUUUCAUCCCUGGUGAGAUUUCAAAGAAGCUUCAAUGCCAUAUCAAAUUCUCAGAUGUAUAGAUAUUUUCUCAGUGGUAUUCAUGUACAGAAAAUAUGAAAGUAUAAAUUCCCUGAGGAAGUGAGCCUUGUUGGGAGUGGAAAUGCUUUAUAUGAAUCAAAAUGAACUAUGGCGUGCCAGGCGACAGCAGCACCCAGCGUGUGGGUGUGGCUGCUGCAGGCGGUGAUGGCACCAUCAUCCCUCCAGGUGGAGGUGCAUGCACAGGACUGUUGAUGAGUGCAGCAGCCCAACAUAUUCUGAACUCAGAGUGAGUCAGGAUGAGAAAAAAAUUUUGUAACAUAUUUACAAUUAGCAAUAUCCAAAGGUCUUGCCUAAUAGUCUGCACUUGAUAGCUUGGUGUACAAGUCUUUUUGUUUUGGUCUUAAGGAUGAAUAGAGGAAAACAGUGUUAAAAGGUAUAACAUUCUGCUGAACUCAAGCCUGUUUAAAAUGGUUGGAGAAGAACACUGAUUGUCACUUGUAUAGAACUUCAUUACAGUUGCAGUCACACUCAACCUCAAAUUAUAUUUGAAAAGAACACAGAAUAUUGACAAAAGAUCUAGUUCUAUCAGUAGUCCAAAUAAGCCACCCUACCAGCCCAGUUUCUUCAAACUUCCUAUGCCUACGUUGUUAGAGUAAAAGCUGCUUUGUGCUUGUCAAUAUAGAGUGCUUAAAUCUCCCUUCUAAUACUCGGUAGCAAUGCCAGAACACAAACCAGAGGCUGCUUCUGGUUCUGCAUUAAAGGCAUAACUAUAUAUGUUUUUUUCAAAUGUUCCAAGUCACAGUUCAUGGUUACUUUGCUCUCUUGUAUUGGUCAUGAAAGGCUGGAAUGUACACUAUUAUAAGACAUGAAAGGAAAGGUUUGUGUGAUAGAAAAUGGAUCAGGAAGAAUAUUUAUUGAUGUAAAAUUUGGAAGGAAAGAUGGCUUAGUCAGUGUUGAUUAUAGCAGACUGCAAGUGUUGUCAUAUGUGGGAGCAGCAUUUCAAUUGCUGGGAAGGUUAUUGGACUGAUGUUUCUUGGCUUCUUGGAGAAGGCUUUGGCAAGCACAACACAGUGGCGUGCACCCAUCAGAGAGGAUUAAGGAAGGUCUUGCAUGCCAGGUUAUCAUGUGCAGAUUAUAGUGAAGAGUCCAGUGUAGGCAUUGCCCUACACAUUUAUGCAGUAUGUUGAUUUUUAGCAUAUAUAUGCUUCAUUUAUUUAUUUUCUUCUAUUAUGAAGGUUUAAACAUAGUACCUUGAGGUUUAAUAAAAUGUAUAUUUUUAAUAUUAUAGCACAGUUGGCUGGCUUAGAUUGAUGCCCGGUGAGUGAGUAAUGAGUUGGUGGUGUAACCUUCCAAGGUGCAGUAGUAGUGAGAGGGUAUCCAAGCCACCUGAUGCAAGGUAGAGCCAGCAGAGGGCCAGGUCACCAGGGGUAGGAGAGGGUGUGCCUGGUCAGCAUGUCUUUAGUUUAACAAAUGUGACCGUGAUGACCUAGUCUGAACCAAAUCUGGACAAUGUACUGAUGUACAUUUAGCCUCUCCAUGUAAGUAAAAACAACAUUGUACAUUUGAUUAUUUGUAUAUAUUGGUGAAUAAGUUUUGCAUUAUGUUUGUUUUCUAUUAGAUAUGUUUUGUUUCUGAGCAGUGUAGUGGAAUCUCACCCUGCACUGCCUUGCAGAAGUUAUUAUGGUUACUUUGUAAGUUCUGUCUUCACAUUAUACAGAUUUGUUUUAGUAGCCAGUGUAUAAACACGUCAGAAUGUCAGGUUAUAUAAAAGCCCGAAGUACAUCGGAGUGCUAUUGUGAAAUGAUGAGCUAGUGAUAUAAAAAAAUUAACUUACAAAAUUUGAAUUGUUCAAAUCAUAAGAUGCAAAAAAAGAAUAAGAUUACUUUUCCUGAUACAUUGUUGAAUUUUGCGUAACAAAGGUUUGAUCAGAUUACAAACUACCAUCACAUCUCAGAUUAUUUGUAAGUUUCCAAGUGGCAAGUUGUUUUCCUCUAUAAAGUAGAACCAAACCUGUGAAGUUGAGACAAAAGACAAGAGUGUUGAGGGCAGGUGGUGCAUUACCUGAACCCUGUUGUACAUCCCCGUUUCUCUGUGGAAGCUGUAUAUUUGUGGUCUUCACCAUAAGGUCUUAACAUUGUGGAUGUAUGCAGCUAGUCAUAUCUGUUGUUGAGUCACAGGAAGGCAAGGGGAGUGCUGGGUGCUGGAGGCUGUCAGGAUGUUUUGCUAAAUUAGUAGGUAUGAAAUUGCAUAUAUUGAUGGAGAGAGGAAGUGUACUGAUUUGUUAAUCAGUAAUCAACUUAUCAUUUUAAUAUAACAAUAUUUUCACUUGAGUUACUUCAUUCUGAUAGAUUCAGAAGAGUAACUACUACUACCACCACCACCACCACCACCACUGCUGUUGCUGAGUCACAUUGCUGCCAUCAACAAAACUGUGGUGUGUAUUUUGGAAACUGCAACCUUUGGUUGCAGAUGAAUGGUAUUUAUUAUUUUAUAUGUUCAGUCGCUAUUGGACAUGAAGAAUGCAUUUCAGAUAUUUUUGCAGAUUAAUCUGUUUUCAUUAUUCCAUUUUCUCCAUUCCACUUUGUUGUUUUCCUCACACCAGUUGCUUUCUCUGGUAGUUUCUAUAAAUCAUUCCAUCAAGAGAAUUAUUUCCUCUCAGUAAUGGCUUAGUUAUGAUUAUGAUUAUUAUUAACUUGCUUUUCCCUUAUGUUUUUAAAAGCAACAUCUUUGCAUUUUGAAAUAGGUACUUAUAUCAAAAGUAACUUCUUGGUAUUGUGUAGGAGACUGAGAUUAGGGACAGUUGUUCUUGCCUGGAGGGAAUUAGCUUUAUUGAGUAGUGAUAGCCCGUUUCACUAUGGCAGGACACUCACAACCGUAAAUCAUAUAUGAAGUUGUCCUGGGAUGGGGAGCCCCUCAAACUACACCUGUUACCAUGGUUAGAUAUGGUUGACCAACAAAAAACCAGCAAUUGAUACUCUGGAAACAUGAGUUUUCCGGCAUGACUGUUGGAGCUCCCUUUUAAAUUUAGCGUGUUAGUGUGUGGAGCACUUUUUAAAAAUUAUUUUGUUGACAUGCCAUUGUUUUCUGGAGGCAGUGCUUAUGUUCUGAUGGCGCUGUACCACAAAAUCAUGUGUUUGGUCCUGCUUCCAAGACUGACAGACAUUUCUUCUCAUUAAAUCAUUGAUUUGCUACAGUACGUAUAGCAUCAUUAUGGAUUCAGCAAAGAAAACAAGUGGUGCAAGACACAAACACUGCACUCCUGGUUCCCGAGAAAGUGAAAGUGCUAAAAAUUUAAUUUGCUUUAGAUUAAGUGUUUGAUUUUCUUCUUUUGAAGCACAGUGUAGGUGGUCCAUUUCUGUUGAAUAUAUACCAGCACAUACAGGUGAACCUCACAUAUCCAGCAACUUCCGGACCUGAGUCUUGCCACUACCUGACCACGGAAAAUUAUGGACUGCAGGUGGUCCAUAAAAUUCCACAGAAUACCAUCUCCCAUAUUCUACAAACAUAACAUGAUCCCAAAGUGUUUCUUAUACAAAUUUAACAAUAUAUAUCAGUAACAAUGAGUAAAUGAUGUCCCUCUGAUGCAAUACAGUAUUAUCAUAAAUAAGUGCUGGGAGUGCUAUGAUCAGUCUUGCUAACUCAAGUAAACCUUGCCAAGCUGUCUUACACAGUCUACAUGUGUCGGGACGGUACAGCAUAGACAGACACGUCAAAUAUCCAGAAUUGUUAAAAAUCUGACUGUUCUCAGGUCCUGAGGUUGCUGGAUCUUCUAUAGUCAACUGUAUUCCUUCCUCAUCUUUCCUGCCCUAUCAUUUUAUUUAUAUAUUUCAAUAAAGGUACAAUAAGUGUGUGUGUGUGUGUGUGUGUGUGCAGGCCAUUGAAAUGUGGAGUUAUUGGAUUAUUUCAUAUUGUACAUUUACACCAAUUUUUAGUCUGUAUUUUGAAUCUCUCACACUCUCUCUCUCUCUCUCUCUCUCUCUCUCUCUCUCUCUCUCUCUCUCUCUCUCUCUCUCUCUCUCUCUCUCUCUCUCUCUCUCUCUCUCUCU
This is a messenger RNA of Portunus trituberculatus (swimming crab), 7377 nucleotides long. It is a transcript of the gene Graf, whose product is annotated as rho GTPase-activating protein 26-like. The record is from RefSeq and is a predicted model, not a curated record. Gene Ontology annotation, molecular function: protein binding; GTPase activator activity. The transcript is spliced from 22 exons. The coding region runs from base 104 to 3115 and encodes 1003 amino acids. Gene Ontology annotation, cellular component: cytoplasm. Gene Ontology annotation, biological process: signal transduction. Lineage: Eukaryota; Metazoa; Arthropoda; Malacostraca; Decapoda; Portunidae.